This is a messenger RNA of Necator americanus (New World hookworm), 750 nucleotides long. RefSeq lists its product as uncharacterized. The transcript is spliced from 7 exons. The record is from RefSeq and is a predicted model, not a curated record. The coding region runs from base 1 to 750 and encodes 249 amino acids. Lineage: Eukaryota; Metazoa; Nematoda; Chromadorea; Rhabditida; Ancylostomatidae.
AUGACGGCCGAUACCGGAGUGAAGCUCGUGAUCUUCGACAAGGACGGCACAUUGGUCGAUUUUCAUCGAAUGUGGCUUCCAUGGGCAGCAAACACUGUGCAACUACUCGAGCACGCAACUGGAAGACCCGUUGGUCCGGCAGUGUACAAAACGCUUGGCGUGGAUCCCAUACAGGGAAAGGUUUCAAUGGGUGCACUGGCCGAAAAAACUCUCACUGGAAUACGCGCUGAUGUGUCAGCCACACUUCAGACUUUCGGAAUAAGUGCUACCGAUGCAGAUGCGAUAGUGGAAAGAGGAGUUCCAGAAGCGUCAAACGGUGUAACCGCACCAGUAUGCGACUUACCGAAGCUGUUCCGCGAACUACGAGCUCUUGGGUGCAAAACAGCACUGUGCACCGCCGACAGCAGGGCUGCUACGGAAGAGCAGAUGCGUGUACUCGGAAUCUCUUCAAUGCUUGAUGAUACUGUAUGCGGUAAUGAUGUCGGGAUUAUUCCAAAACCUAGCCCUCAUUGUGCGAUCCAAAUAUGCAAAAGGGCUGGUGUUCCAUUGAACCAAGCAAUAAUGGUUGGUGACACGGUCGCUGAUUUGAAGAUGGGUCGCGUUGCUGGUUUGCGAGCCAGCGUUGGUGUGUUGACUGGUGUAGGCACGAAGGAAACGCUAAAAGAAUACACUGAUUAUUUCUUGGACAACGUAAGCGAGCUCCCGUGGCUGAUUGCGACGAAGAUCAACGAAAACAUGAAAAGAGGCUGA